Molecule: messenger RNA, 438 nt
Organism: Parasteatoda tepidariorum (common house spider)
Lineage: Eukaryota; Metazoa; Arthropoda; Arachnida; Araneae; Theridiidae
Source: RefSeq, a predicted model, not a curated record
AUUUUUAAUUUCUAUGCAAAUUAGCUAUUCCUGCAAUCUGAACUCAGAACUCCGAUGGUUAGAUCUAAAAGAUCAGAACAUCAAGAAACCAAGUGGGUUGAAAAUCCAUCACACUUGACUUUGUGGAAAAUAAUGAGGAGAAACACAGAAGAAAAGCCUCGACUCCGGAUGGAAACAGUUUUUCGUUGUAAGCAGGAUUUCGUUCCCGUAAAUACCGAAUUACUUAUCAGCCACGUAGCAACGGGGAAUCAUCUGGCUCUAGAAAAGGAUCACCAUUUUCAGACAGCCAUGGGUUUCGAAUGGGAGAUAUCAUGCAAUAAUUAUGUCACUUCUCCAUUAGUCGAAGGUUUAGAGAAUAUUUGGAAGAUCUGCACCCCGUAUCCAGAAGACUUGAUCAAAGGGUUGAAUUCUCGAUGCAUUCCUUUCCCAGGAAUGUAA